UCUUCUUUUAGUGGGCCGCCAUCCACCGACACCAACACACCUCACCACCACCACCUUCCAUUCAGACCCUCAUCACCAGCAUCCGCACUCAUCCAAGACAGCCGGACCACUGAAUUAACUACCACCAUCAGCGUCAUUGGCCGUCAUUUUCACUCGUAACCACGGGCGUCAUGGGUAAGGCUCUGGGGGGGAUGAAGCCGGCGGCGGGGAGCAAGGCCGAAGCGGUGUGCCAGCAGGUCGGGGACUUGUCGCGACGUAGGGUGCGACGGCUCAUCCUGGCGGUGGUGGCGGUGUUCCUCUUCGCCCACCUACUCCGCCUCAACCUGCAGAUCUACGGCAACUCCUACUCGCUCUACGUCAACACCUACGAGCCCGAGGCUUCGAAAGAGAACAGUGACAGUAAGGAAGUCAAGGCAAGUAACGGUGAUGUGAAAGACGCCGACGAACCCAAUGCGCCAGUACCGAAGAAAACUAAGGAAGCCGUAAAGCCGACUGCGAGGGUGAAGGAAAAACUACCAAAGAAGAUCGCCAAGACUAGACCCGCGCCUGUAAAGUUGACCCCUGCAAAGCCACCUGACCAAGCUAAGGCACGCCCCAAGAUGUCCCCGCCCCGCACCACGCCAAGCCCCCAGCCCAAGGUGAAAGUGAAGCCCGUCGGGAAGAUGAAGACAAGCGACGACAAGCCUACUACAAGCGACGUCAAGCCUACGACAGCCGAGGUCAACAAUAAGACGAAGAAAUGUCCUCUCGUAUCUCCCAAGCUCGUGGGCAUCGUCAAGCCGGACCUCUACCCACCGACUCUAGAGGUGCAGGAAACUCUCCAUCCCGAACUCAGACCGGGCGGACACUACACACCGACUGACUGCACAUCCUACCAUCAAGUUGCAAUCAUAAUCCCGUACAGAGACCGGGAGGAGCACCUUACAAUCCUCAUGAACCACCUCCACCCCAUCCUGCAGCGCCAGCAGAUCGAUUACUCCUUCUUCGUCGUGGAGCAAGCGGGCGUGGGGAUGUUCAACCGCGGGAUGCUGAAGAACAUAGGCGUGCUGGAGGCCAUCCGGAGGCGCCGCUACACCUGUAUCAUCUUCCACGACGUUGACCUACUGCCGGAGAACGACAUGAACCCGUAUACGUGCUUCUCGCAGCCCCACCAUCUGUCCGUGGGCGUGGACACCAUGAAGUACAAAUUACUCUACGACGACCUCUUCGGCGGGGUGGCUUCCGUUGAGGUGGUUCCUUUCCUUCGAGCUAACGGCUUCAGCAACAAGUACUGGGGCUGGGGGGCCGAGGACGACGACUUGGCAUGGCGGCUCCAGAACGGCGGCUUCUUCAUCAGGCGCUUCUCGCCCAUCCUGAGCCGCUAUACCAUGCUGCGCCACGCCAAGGACAAGCCAAGCCCCACCAGGUACAAGUAUCUCAACACGGUGAAGAAGAGGUACAUGAAAGACGGUCUCAACAGCAUCAGGUACCGGGUCCUGGACGUACAGAAGCGCCCCCUGUACACCUGGCUAUACGUGGACCUCUUCCCCUCGUGAGCCGCUGUGUCCUUAAGAGCAGGUGUGAGAGAGGGUAUACCUGGGGAACAGCUGUGUGAGGGGAUGUCUUUCCAUGUGGGAAGGUGUAAAGGGAGGAAGAAGGAAUGGAUUGAUGGAUGUCCCAGAUGUAGAGAACACACACACACACACACACACACACACACACACACACACACACACACACAGAUGCAUAACUGUGUAUAUACCUGCAUUCAUUCCUAACAGCUGUGUGAUGUCAUGCACUUUAAAAGCAAAGCAUCUGAUAAACUUUAUGAUAUGGUUAAUAAGAUAGACAAACUCCAUACCGUCAUUGUAAUUACAUAUGCGGUUGGUAAUCGGUAAACAAGAUCAAAGGAGAAUAAUUGAAAUAUGAAUAAAGCCUUGAAGUGAUUGGAGCAUAAAUACUUAUUCCUGAACUUCUAAAAUUUAGUGAAAAAACUGAGUGUUCUUCAGUGAUUCAUAUUGGUGUUUAAUGUUACGAUAAGAGAAAUGAGCAAAUAAAGGCAGUUAUAGAGAA
Messenger RNA from Eriocheir sinensis (Chinese mitten crab), 2052 nucleotides. Its product is annotated as beta-1,4-galactosyltransferase 4-like. The coding region runs from base 171 to 1535 and encodes 454 amino acids. The record is from RefSeq and is a predicted model, not a curated record. Gene Ontology annotation, molecular function: N-acetyl-beta-glucosaminyl-derivative 4-beta-N-acetylgalactosaminyltransferase activity. Gene Ontology annotation, biological process: glycosphingolipid biosynthetic process; carbohydrate metabolic process. Lineage: Eukaryota; Metazoa; Arthropoda; Malacostraca; Decapoda; Varunidae. The transcript is spliced from 7 exons.